AUGCUCUUUAAUUUGAGGAUCCUGUUGAACAAUGCAGCUUUUAGGAAUGGCCACAAUUUUAUGCUUCGAAAUUUUCGGUGUGGACAACCACUACAAAAUAAAGUACAGCUGAAGGGUCGUGACCUCCUUACUCUAAAGAACUUUACAGGAGAAGAAAUUAAAUAUAUGCUAUGGCUAUCAGCAGAUCUGAAAUUUAGGAUAAAACAGAAAGGAGAGUAUUUGCCUUUACUGCAAGGGAAAGCCUUAGGCAUGAUUUUUGAGAAAAGAAGUACUCGGACAAGAUUGUCUACAGAAACAGGCUUUGCACUUCUGGGAGGACACCCUUGUUUUCUUACCACACAAGAUAUUCAUCUGGGUGUGAAUGAAAGUCUCACAGACACAGCUCGUGUGUUGUCUAGCAUGACAGAUGCAGUGUUGGCUCGAGUGUAUAAACAAUCAGAUCUGGACAAUCUGGCUAAAGAAGCAUCCAUCCCAAUCGUCAAUGGGUUGUCAGAUUUAUACCAUCCUAUCCAGAUCCUGGCUGAUUACCUCACACUCCAGGAACACUACGGCUCUCUGAAAGGUCUUACCCUCAGCUGGAUCGGAGAUGGGAACAACAUCCUGCACUCCAUCAUGAUGAGUGCAGCGAAAUUUGGGAUGCACCUUCAGGCGGCUACUCCAAAGGGUUAUGAGCCGGAUCCUAGUAUAACCGAGUUGGCAGAGCAGUACGCCAAGGAGCAUGGUACCAAGCUGUCACUGACGAAUGAGCCAUUAGAAGCUGCGCGUGGAGGCAAUGUAUUAAUUACAGACACUUGGAUAAGCAUGGGACAAGAAGAGGAGAAGAAAAAGCGGCUCCAGGCUUUCGAAGGUUACCAGGUUACAAUGAAGACUGCUAAAGUAGCUGCAUCUGACUGGACAUUUUUACACUGCUUGCCCAGAAAGCCAGAAGAAGUGGACGAUGAAGUGUUUUAUUCUCCACGAUCAUUAGUGUUCCCAGAAGCAGAAAACAGAAAGUGGACAAUUAUGGCUGUCAUGGUGUCUCUGCUGACAGAUUACAUACCUCAGCUCCAGAAGCCAAAGUUUUGA
This is a messenger RNA of Cynocephalus volans (Philippine flying lemur), 1065 nucleotides long. RefSeq names its product ornithine transcarbamylase (gene OTC). Bases 1 to 1065 code for a protein of 354 amino acids. Lineage: Eukaryota; Metazoa; Chordata; Mammalia; Dermoptera; Cynocephalidae. Gene Ontology annotation, molecular function: ornithine carbamoyltransferase activity; amino acid binding. The record is from RefSeq and is a predicted model, not a curated record. The transcript has 10 exons. Gene Ontology annotation, cellular component: mitochondrion. Gene Ontology annotation, biological process: L-citrulline biosynthetic process.